This is a messenger RNA of Labrus bergylta (ballan wrasse), 6881 nucleotides long. Its product is annotated as alpha-tectorin-like. Gene Ontology annotation, molecular function: protein binding. Lineage: Eukaryota; Metazoa; Chordata; Actinopteri; Labriformes; Labridae. Gene Ontology annotation, biological process: cell-matrix adhesion. The record is from RefSeq and is a predicted model, not a curated record.
AUGUUUCCAAUGCAUGGUACCAGAGACAUCAUCGCGCCAUUCUGGACAGAUUUUGACAACAGAAAAACUGGUUGGGUCUACUACAACCAAUACACCAGCGGCAGUGUUCUUAAUCAAGCAAACCAAGAUAAUAACUACUUCCCAGGCCUGAACUUUAACGCCAGCUUGGUCUUUGUUGCAACAUGGUAUGAGAUGGCCUACUAUCCAAACAGUGGAACAGAAACUACAGUUCAAGCAGUCUUGAUCUCUGAUGGCCAGUACUCAUUUGUGCUGAUGAACUAUGGAAUCAUAGCCCCACCGGUUCACAAUGUGCAGGCAGGAUAUGACACAGUCCAUUCAUCAUACCAUUUCACCAUACCCGGAUCAUUCUCCAACAAUGGAAUAGGCAAUAACUCAAGUUUCCGCCAGAGUAGCAACGUCAACGAACUCGGUCGCUGGGCUUUCCGGGUGGACAAUGGAACGAGAGGCUGUGUAAUCAACUGUCCAACCAUUCCUCCGACGACAACAGUUCAGCCAACUCCUCCAUUGAAUCCUCAGGUUAUUGGAGGACCCCUCUACCCCAUUGCUGGAACAACGACCGCUAGAGCACUUGAUGGAAGUUCUCCACUGAUUUCCCUGCAGCACCCUUUUGUGUACUUUGGACAGACGUAUAACCAGAUUUAUGUGAACCAUAAUGGACACAUGACCUUUGACUCAUCAUGGUAUAGUUACAUACCUCAAAUGUUUCCAAUGCAUGGUACCAGAGACAUCAUUGCACCAUUCUGGACAGAUUUUGACAACAGAAAAACUGGUUGGGUCUACUACAACCAAUACACCAGCGGCAGUGUUCUUAAUCAAGCAAACCAAGACAUUAAUAACUACUUCCCAGGCCUGAACUUUAACGCCAGCUUGGUCUUUGUUGCAACAUGGUAUGAGAUGGCCUACUUUCCAAACAGUGGAACAGAAACUACAGUUCAAGCAGUCUUGAUCUCUGAUGGCCAGUACUCAUUUGUGCUGAUGAACUAUGGAAUCAUAGCCCCACCGUUUCACAAUGUGCAGGCAGGAUAUGACACAGCCCAUUCCGCUUACUAUUUCACCAUCCAUGGAGCAUUCUAUAACAUUGCAUCACACAAUGAAUCUACCAGUCUCAACCAGAGCAGUAAUGUCAACAUACCAGGUCGCUGGGCCUUCAGGGUAGACAAUGGAACCAGGACCUGCACUUUCAAUGGUUCACCAGUACAAUUGUUUGAGUCAUUCUGGAGCGACAGUACCUGUUCACAGAAGUGCACCUGCACCUUAGCAGGCCUACAGUGUCACAGCCAACCCUGCUCUUUUUCCCAAGUCUGCCAGCCUGCAGCCUUUCAGUACUCCUGCCAGACGGUGCAGAAAGGCAUCUGCACUAUAAGUGGGGAUCCGCAUUACUAUACCUUCGAUGGCACAGUGUUUCACUUUCAGGGUACCUGCACUUACAUUCUCUCUGAGCAAUGUGGACUAGAGCUGCCCUACUUUAGAGUAGAGGGCAAGAAUGAGCAUAGGGGCAGCACUCAUGUUUCAUGGACCAGACUGGUUAAAGUGUUUGUCUAUAAUGAAACCAUUGAGCUUGUGAAGGGACAUCAUGGAGAGGCCAAGGUAAAUGGAAGUUUUAAAGCAACUCCAAUCUCCCUCAACAAUGGCGCUAUCCAGGUUUUUGAGUCAGGUUUUUCUUUGAUCAUCAGCACUGAUUUUGGAUUAGAGGUAUCCUAUGAUAACAACCAUUUGGCCAAGAUCAGUCUGCCUUACACAUACUUUAAUGCAACAUGUGGCUUGUGUGGAAACUUCAACAAUAACCCUGGGGAUGACUUUCGGACCCGCCAAGGCGAGCUUGUUAGCUCUGACGUGGUUUUUGCUGACAGCUGGCAAGCAUCAGUAGGUGAUGAACCUGGCUGUGGGACAAAUUGUGGAGGUCUAAACUGUGCUGCCUGCACCGAGAGUCAGACAGCUUUAUUCAGCAAUUUUGACCAUUGUGGUAUCCUCAAGAACAAUUCCGGUCCAUUUGCUGCAUGCCAUCCACAUCUUUCUCCAGAGCUCUUUGCCGAGAACUGUGUGUUUGAUCUAUGUGUGGGAGAAGGUUACCAGCCCAUACUGUGCCAAGCCCUUAACGUCUAUGCAAGUCAGUGUCAACAGUUGGGUAUUCAGCUUGCAAGCUGGAGGAGCGAAGGAUUCUGUGAAAUCCCAUGUCCCUCCAACAGUCACUUUGAGUCUCAAGGAACAGGAUGUCCAGCUACCUGUGUCAAUCCAAAUUCUACCUAUAACUGCCCUCUAAAUAACAAGGAGAGCUGCAUCUGUGAUUCUGGCUACAUCCUUAGUGGUGGAGUCUGUGUUCCUCAUGCUGAGUGUGGCUGCAGCUUUGAGGGUAGCUACUACCGCUCUGGAGAAACAGUAAUACUAGAUGAGGACUGUGGCAGACUUUGCAGCUGCAGUUAUGGCUCCAUGACCUGCAGUUACCAUGGUUGUGGCCCACUUGAAUCUUGCAGUGUGGUAGACGGUAAAAGAGGAUGCACACCUAACAGUUAUGCAACAUGCUGGGUUAAGGGCCCAGGGUCAUAUCAUACAUUUGAUGGAAAGGCAUAUCAGUACCCUGGGGCCUGUCGAUUGACCCUUGCCAAAGUAAUGGGAUUGUCUAAUCACCCACACUUUAUGGUGACAACAGAGAAAGUGCCCAGAGGACAGCAGGGUUUUGCCAAUGUGCUAACGUUUGAGGCAGAGGGAACACAAGUCUCCAUUGAAAUAACAGGCAGCAGCAGUGUUAAGGUCGAUGGUCAACGUAUCAGACUACCCUUCAGCUCAGCAUCAAACCAAAUCCAGAUCUACCACAGCAGCAUUCACAGUAUCAUCCUUCACACCUCAUUUGGUGUAACUGUGCAGACAGUCUGGCCUCACUAUGUGCGUGUCACAGCACCUGGUAUCUACAAUGGCACACUUGGUGGACUCUGUGGUAAUUACAAUGGUCACCCUUAUGACGACUUCCUCACACCCAAUGGCAACCUAGUCAAUAGCUCUCAGAUUUUUGGGGACAGUUGGCGAGAUGGCUCCCUUGCUGCUCACUGUGUGGAGAACAGAGAUCAUAACUCUACAACAUACAACAAGUCUAGGCAGGACUGUGACAUCCUUGGAUCACCACAUGGGCCAUUUGCCAAGUGUUGGGCUUCAGUAGAUGCACAACAGCAUGUGGAUGCCUGUGUGGAUAUCAUUGAAGCCUCUCCAGAUCCAGCAUCAUUCCAUUGCAAGGUCCUACAAGAUUAUGCACUAAUGUGUCAACAGAAGGGUAUCAUCCUAGGAUACUGGAGGAAUUUAACUGGUUGUGAGCAAAACUGCCCUGUGAACAGCCAUUACGAACUCUGCGGAGGUUCUUGUCCUUCCUCUUGCCCCACCCUCUCAUUUCCCUUCUCCUGUAACAGUCAGUGCCAGGAAGGAUGCCAGUGUGAUGAUGGUUUUGUCCUUAAUGGCAAUCAAUGUGUGCCACCAACAGACUGUGGAUGCUAUUAUCAAGGACGCUAUCGAGAAAGUGGUGAUCAGUUUUGGGAUGGGGAGGAGUGUCAGAAUUUGUGCAACUGUAAUGGCAAUACUGGAAUAGUCCACUGUAACCCAAGCUCCUGUGGUCCCCUUGAGUCCUGCCGUGUGGUGGAGGGAGAGUUUGGAUGCCAUCCAAGCCCGCAUGGCAUCUGCUCUGCAUCAGGUGACCCUCACUACCUCAGCUUUGAUGGCAAACCGUUUGACUUCCAGGGGACCUGCCGGUAUGUUCUGGCAACACUUUGUAAUGCCACUGAUGAACACCAUGAAUUCUCAGUGGAAGCAAAGAAUGAGCAAUGGCAAGGCGCUCCUGUCUCAAUCACAGCUGAAGUUUUUGUCAAUGUGUGGGGCUAUCAAGUGCACCUGUCAGGGGACAUCAGUGGCAUGGUAGAGAUAAAUGGAAUUACAACAAAUUUACCAGUUCUCUUGAAAGGAGGCCAAGUUUCCAUCUAUGCAAGUGGAUCUCGCACAUUUGUUAGUACUGACUUUGGCCUGAGUGUCACAUACGACGGAUGGAGUACAGUGACUAUCUCUGUGCCUUCUAAUUACAGUGGGCAGACAUGUGGACUUUGUGGCAACUUCAAUGGGGAUCCAAAUGAUGACUUCCACACCCCGUCAGGAAUGAUUGUCAACACUCCAGAUGAGUUUGGAAAAGCUUGGAAAGUGGCAGGCAACUACACCUGCAGUGAUGGGUGUGGCUCCUCCUGCCAGCAAUGCACCAACGACCAGCCUGCUAGAGCCAAAUGUGAGCUGAUUCAGGCAGCUGAUGGCCCCUUCAGCUUCUGCCAUGGGCAGGUGGACCCAGCACCAUAUUUCAAUGACUGUGUGUUUGAUGUUUGUGUGUCGGGCAAUGAGGGCCAAGAUCUUCUGUGCAGGGCAAUUGAGGCAUAUGUCACUGCAUGUCAGUCUGCUAAUGUUCGAAUCUACCCUUGGAGAGAGAACACAACCUGCCAACUUGACUGUACAACGAACACCCAUUAUGAGCUGUGUGGUACUGACUGUGGCCACACCUGUGCCAGCAGCAUUGAUGCAACCUGUGUGCAGGUUUGCUCUGAGGGAUGUUUCUGUGAUGAAGGCUUCGUAAGGAGUGGGACAAAAUGUGUCCCUGUAGAAAACUGUGGGUGCCAAUAUGAUGGCUACUACUAUAAUGCUGGUGAGUCCUUCAGGACGGACAAUUGCUCCCUACAAUGUCAGUGCCAUGCUCCCAAUGACCUGCGCUGUUCUGCUGCAUCUUGCACUCCUGCACAAGAGUGCACAAUUAGAAAUGGCAAGCUAGGCUGUUUUGCUGCAACAUCUGCUAUGGCUACUUGCACUGUGUGGGGAGACCCACACUACUCUUGCUUUGAUGGGGCACUGGCUCAUUUUCAGGGCACAUGCUCUUACAUCGUUACUGAGAGUGGGAGCCACAGUAUGAAUGAAACACAGUUUCAGGUAGUAGCCACCAAUAAUCACCGAGGCAACAACCACGUGUCGUUUGUAUCAGCAGUGGAUGUAUACCUCUCAAAUAUGCCAGAGAGUGCACACAUAAGGAUUGGACCGAACAAAAUAGUUAAGGUAAAUGGAAGUGAGGUGUCUCUUCCCACCAUUGCAGGCACCUUAGUUCAUGUGUCAAGGAAGGGAAGCUUCAUAGAAGUCAAUGCCGGUGACCUGAUAGUAGAGUUUGAUGGAAAGAGUACAUUAAUGGUGAGAAUCGGCAAAAACCGUGAAAACAGAGUCAGUGGGAUGUGUGGAAACUUUAACGGUGACUCUUCAGAUGACAAAGUCUUGCCUAAUGGAACAUUGGCUCUAAAUGAUAAUCAUUUCGGGCACAGCUGGAUGUCACCGACAAGCCAACCAGGAUGUGGAUCCACAGAUGAUGACGUUGGUGAUGGAUUGACCGACUGCCCCUUCAUGCAAGAAUACUCUGACCUCUGUAGUGUCAUCACAAACACCACUGGCCCAUUCAGUUCCUGUCACUCACACUCUGACCCACAGCCAUUUUACAGCGCCUGUGUGUAUGAUCUCUGCCUCUACACUCAAGCCAAUGGCAUGCUGUGUUCUGCUGUGUCUGCCUAUGAGUCAACUUGCUCAGUUCUUGGAUUAAACAUCCCAGAAUGGCGCUCUGCUUUGUAUUGUGCUGAGUCAGACCCAUGCGAUCAAUUGGACUGCUCAGAGGAUGAGUGGUGCGGUGAGCGUUAUGGAGAGUACGGCUGCUUCUGUGAUGAGCAGCACCAUCGGGCAAAACAUGAGAGCUAUGACUCGUCAAUCGCUUGUGUCAGCAGUACAGGCACCAUGUCUUUGUCGCGCUGCCAGUUGUUUGAAGCUGGCUUCAAACCAAGCACCCUCCACCUCAAAGAUCACUCCUGCAACGGGACAAUUCAGGACGGCAAACUAGUGUUUCAAUUUGACAAUGAAGAGCACAAGUGCGGGACAGUUCUUAGGAGCAAUGGGACCCACAUCAUCUACGAGAACACCAUUAAGGGUGACGUGGACACCCAUGGCGAACUAAUUAGCCGUAAAAAUAAUCUAAAUCUGAAUUUCUGCUGUGACUACCCUCUGACCAGGGCCCUGUCUAUGGCUGUGGGCAUCAACCCUGUAGAGAGCAUCGUGAACAGGAAUCUACCUGCUGGCGUUGGGCAGUAUAGUAUCAGAAUAAUACCCUACCAGGACGCAGACUUCCACCCCCUCACUGGUGACAACAACACAGAAAUUGAAAUCAACCAAAGGAUAUAUGUGGAGGUUCGGACAGAAGGACUUGAUGAACGGCAGAUCUCCACCAUCCUAGACUCUUGUUGGGCCACGCCUGUCAACAUUGCAAACUACCCUGUCCGCUGGGAUCUCAUCAGUGCAGAGUGUCCUAACCCACAAGAUGGUACAGUAGAGGUGAUUCAAAAUGGCAUCUCCACAGUGUCCCGAUUCUCCUUCAAGAUGUUCACCUUCACCAACUCUUCAACCAUCUACCUGCAUUGCCAGGUCCACCUCUGUCUUUUGAAGAAUAACAACUGCGUCAAUAACUGCUACCCAGGUCAUCACGGGCGAGUUCAGAGGGAUGUAUCACAACAUGAACCUACAGACAUCUCAGUUGGACCCAUUGUCCUGAGACAGGCACGAUCACUUUACAAAGAUGGCAGAGUGGAAAAGAGCAAUGCCUCGGGCCAACUGACCUGCAUGGUGACCUUACUAGUCAGUUUACUGACUGUUAAAACUCUGAUCUAGACGGCUCAAAUUUAAGCCCUCGCACAGUCAGCGAAUGAAUGUAUACAUAUUACACCACAACAGAAUCAGUCAGCACUAGUUUUUUUUUUUGAUCAUUUUUUUAGAAUGCUUAAUGGUUUUAUCUUUGUCAGGAUCCACCAAAAAAGUAGAAGGAGAUA